Molecule: messenger RNA, 1017 nt
Organism: Cannabis sativa
Lineage: Eukaryota; Viridiplantae; Streptophyta; Magnoliopsida; Rosales; Cannabaceae
Product: cytosolic sulfotransferase 15-like
Exons: 1
Coding region: 1-1017 (338 amino acids)
Biological process (GO): sulfation
Cellular component (GO): cytoplasm
Molecular function (GO): sulfotransferase activity
Source: RefSeq, a predicted model, not a curated record
AUGAGUGAUUCCAUGAUGAUAAGUACCCAACAACAUGAGAAUGAGUUAUAUAGCUAUGAAGAUCAAAACAAGGAAAAAGAGGCAUUUGUUUCCCAACUCCCUAAAACCAAAGGAUGGUUAGGAUCAAAUAGUACUCUUUGCUUGUACCAAAACUUUUGGUGUCCACCAACAAUUGUUCCAAACAUAAUUUCAUUCCAAAAUCACUUCCAAGCUCUUGAUGAAGACAUAAUUAUAGCCUCAAAGCCAAAAUCAGGCACCACUUGGUUGAAAGCCCUUUUGUUCUCAAUCAUCAAUAGAGCCCACACAACACUCUCCAACACCCCUUUGCUUAGUUCUAACCCUCAUGAGCUUGUACCCUUUUUUGAGUAUAAUUUGUAUACAAGAAACCAAAAAAACCCCCCUCUAAUAAAAAGCAUUCCAUCUCCAAGACUAUUCUCCACUCACAUACCUUAUGACUCUUUACCAAAAUCUAUUAUAAAAUCGCAAUCUCAAAUUGUUUACAUCUGUCGAAACCCUCUUGAUACUAUUGUUUCCCAUUGGCAUUUCGCAAAUCAAGCUGAUGAUGGUAAUCGCCUCGACCAUUGUUCUUCAAAGUGGACUUUAGAGGAGUUUGUGGAUGCAUAUUGCAAUGGUGUGGAAGUUUAUGGGCCAUUUUGGAGCCAUAUUCUUGGGUAUUGGAAGCAAAGUGUAGAGAAUCCUCAAAAGGUUAUGUUUCUCAAGUAUGAAGAGUUGAAAAGGGACACUAAAACUCAAGUGAAAAGGUUGGCUGAGUUUGUAGGGUUUCCUUUUUCUUUGGAGGAAGACACACUAGGUAUUAUUGAUGAAAUAUUAGAGCUUUGUAGUUUGAAAAAUUUGAAAGAGUUGGAUGUGAAUAAACAUGGAAAAUUCAUGCCAUAUUUUGAAAAUAAAAGCUAUUUUAAGAAAGGAGAAGUAGGAGACUGGGUUAAUCAUCUUAGUUCGGCAACAGUAGAGCGAGUUGAAAAAUUAAUCCAUGAUAAGUUAAAUUCUCUUAUUUGA